Antechinus flavipes (yellow-footed antechinus) is the source of this 3538-nucleotide messenger RNA. It is a transcript of the gene ARL6, whose product is annotated as ADP ribosylation factor like GTPase 6. Lineage: Eukaryota; Metazoa; Chordata; Mammalia; Dasyuromorphia; Dasyuridae. The transcript is spliced from 8 exons. Gene Ontology annotation, cellular component: cytoplasm; axoneme. Gene Ontology annotation, molecular function: GTP binding; GTPase activity. Gene Ontology annotation, biological process: intracellular protein transport; vesicle-mediated transport; protein localization to cilium. Bases 393 to 953 code for a protein of 186 amino acids. The record is from RefSeq and is a predicted model, not a curated record.
CACGCCCCCGAAGUUCCGACCUUCCCCAAAAAAAUUCAGCCAGGGCUACCUGGACUGAGCUAAUUCCCGUGUUCAGUAAGAGGAAGCAGAAAGGAGGAGCCGGGGGAGGGCGUCCCUCAGUGCCGGAAGGGGCCACGGUUGCCUAGGGGACGCCUACGACACCGCUAGGUCCUCUUCUGUCUCCUCUGAGACUAGGAGUUUUGGUUUUCCCGACCCUAUAGACCUGGGUGGAUGUAUCGCUCCGGCCCACGGGAAAGUCCUCUUAGGUGGAAUCGGACGGGACCCGAGAGCUGAGGAAAGGAUCCCUUGUGCCCCGACCAGAGACGCGGAAGAUUCCUGCCCCGCUCCCUGUGGUGAAUCGCGGCUGGUUUGUGAAAAUUUGAAUCAUCAUAAUGGGAUUGCUGGACAAGCUGUCAGGCUUACUUGGCCUGAAGAAGAAGGAAGUUCAUGUUCUGUGCCUUGGCCUAGAUAACAGUGGCAAAACAACCAUCAUUAACAAACUCAAACCUUCGAAUGCUCAAACUCAAGACAUAGUUCCAACAAUAGGAUUCAGUAUAGAGAAAUUUAAGACAUCCAGUUUGGCUUUCACAGUGUUUGAUAUGUCAGGUCAAGGAAGAUACAGAAACCUAUGGGAACAUUAUUACAAAGAAGGCCAGGCCAUUAUUUUUGUCAUUGAUAGUAGUGACAGACUAAGAAUGGUUGUAGCCAAAGAAGAACUUGAUAUUCUCUUGAAUCACCCAGAUAUUAAACACCGCCGAAUACCAAUUUUAUUCUUUGCUAACAAAAUGGAUCUUAGAGAUGCGGUAACAUCUGUAAAAGUGUCUCAGUUGCUGUCUUUAGAGAACAUCAAAGAUAAACCAUGGCAUAUUUGUGCUAGUGAUGCCAUUAAGGGAGAAGGGUUACAGGAAGGUGUAGACUGGCUACAAGAUCAGAUCCAAGCAGUGAAGACAUGAAAAGAUAAUGAUUAUAAGAGAUGAUAAUGUUCAUAAACUUCAACAGUUAUUUCAUUUAAAGGCAUGAUUUCUUAAAGCACCCUUUUUUUUAUUUUAGGCUUUGCCUGUGUGUAUAUUUAAGAAUUUCAGACAUUAUUCUGUUUGCCUUCAUGGACUCAAGAAGAAUAAGCUUUUUAUUUUUUAGCAAUAUAAUUUCUCAGGUAUGCUGAGGCCAUGAGUUAUAUUCAGACCAAAUCUUUUCCUAGCAGGGACACUAGAAUAAUAAGUCCACUAAAUGAAAUUUCUGCAUUCAAUUUCAAUCAUUUUUUGGCAUUAUAGUAUACUGAAAAGCAAAAUAUAUGCCAUCUCUAUAUCUUGACUCAAUCUUUUGAAAAAUAUUUUUUAUUUUAAAAGAUGUCUCAUUUUUGUAAUUUAGUGUAUGAUGAAACUUUAUGAAUUCUGUUUACAGAUGCUCAUAAGGGGUUCUGGUUAUUAGUAUUUAUUGUAUUUGUUACUAAGUAUAAUGUUAUGAUUAAUAAAAUAUGAAAUGAAUGUAUCAACUAAUGUGUUUGUUUAGAGUGAAAAGACCAAUGCUUUUUUUAAAGAUGGCACCAAAUAACACCUUGUAUAUUUUAUUGUCAUUUGAAACAGAAUUAAUAUUUAAAGGAAAAUAUGAUUUCUUUUAGUAUAAUAUAGGUCUUCCUUUGUCUAAUUAGGCAAUUUAAUUUCUGUUGAAGAUCAAAAAAUAUGAUUGAAAGUUAUUUUUUUCCUGUUACAGCUUUUAUGGUUGACUCUGCUUCAGGCUUUAGUUCUCACAUUAAGCUACCACAUUGCCACUUCUUUUCUCACAGAGCUUUGCCAUGAUAGACAAUGAUGAAUUCCAAAACCGUAUGCUUUAAGGAAAAUGUUGUAUACAUACACUGCAAAAUCAUUACAUUGUAGAUUUGAAGAGGCAUUCAAAACAUAGAAAUCAAAUGUACAAGUUCUCUUAUUUUGUCACUAAUUUCUCUUCAGGAAACACAUUGACCAAAGCCACCCAAAAACAGGCAGCCUUCACCUAGGAAAUUAUACUCUAUACACAGUAAACUGUCACUGAGGAAAUGUAUUUUUAAGGGGGAAAAUAAGGUUUUUUAAUAAGGAAAUGGCCUCGAGGCUGAGGACAUUUUUCUAAAGGAAUUAUUACAUGAAUGUUUAACCUUAUUAAGUGCCCUGAGUUUAGAAAAUGGAAAAACCAAGAAUGAGAAAAAAAAAUGUGUAAUAAAUAUAUCAUACAAUGCACUUUAAUAAUGAAAUAGCUUUCUUUGUCCACAGAGACUUUCAAUUAAAAUUAAAGACUUCAGUCUUUUCACUAGAGAAAGCAAAAGAGUUUUAAAAAUAUAACAAAACAAAAUUUUCCAAGAUGUGUUGACUUUUAUGUAGUGAUUUAAAAUAUUCAGACAACUUCAAAUGCAUUUCUAAUUUGAUCUUCACAAGCACUUUGUGAAGUAGGUGUUGUAUAGAUAUUAUCCCACUUUUACAGAUUAAAAACCAGAGGCUCAAAGAAAAAGACUUCAUGGCUACAGAGCUAGUAAUGUAGUCAGAAUUCAAACUCAGAUCUUACUGACUUCAGCAUGAGCCUUUUACCUAUUGUGCCAUACUACCUCACUUGUCCAGGCUUAAAUAUGCAUUAAAAAUAAUUAGAACCAAAAAAUUAAUGAUUUACUCUUGUAUCUUCAAAACUUUAUGGUCUACAUAUGUCUAGUUCUCCAUAUUUUCAUCUAAAAUUAUGGAAAAGCUACUGUCAAAAGUCCAAAGAUCCACCAGCCCUCUAAACCAAAAAAAUCAAUAAAUCUUUUCCAUAAAGGGCUAAAUAGUAUUUUAGGCCAUGCAGGUUGAGAGGCAAAAUCAAGUAUAUCAUAAAGAUAUUUAUAUAAUAGUCAAAAAACACAUUUUACAACUUUUAUUGAUGAAAUUUAAUAAUUUAUCAUAAUUUUAUUUUUAUUACAUAUGUAUGUUUAAAUAAUUGUUAUAAUAAAAAUAAAAUAAAAAUAUAAUAAUAUAUAAUUAUAGUAAAAUAAUUUCACAAUACAGAAUAAUAAGAAUUGAUUUGGGGGGAGGGUGAUAUUUCACUUAAUUGAGGUUGAAAGUUAGCAUUCCUUAUCAUCAAAUUUGAUUGUGAAUAUUCAUCUAUUAGUCUUGACCAGUAAUAAAAUCUUUUAUGUAUUUCACACAGAAAGGUAUUGCCAAAUACUGACAUCAUUCCAUGAGCAUAUAAUUUUAAUUAAUUUAAAAGGCAAAAAUGUCAAAUAAAUAACUUUGUCUUCUCUGGACAUAUUUCUUUGGCUGCUAUACUCAAAUAAUGUAAUUAACUUGCCAUUGGUGGACAAUUUUCUUUUCUUGACUAACAAAUAACCUACUUGGAAGUUUAUUUGUAGUCUCAUUUUCAUUUUUGUCAAGAAAUUCUGUUAUGAUUAGAUAUUCCAUUUUAAAUGUUCUCAUUAUAACAAAUUAUUUGUCUAGUAAUGAUGAUAUAUACUGUAUUCUUUUAGCUUAGCUGUCUUGUUAUUGCAUAAUAAACAAUGCUUUGGCAUCGACUUAUAUAACAAAAUAAUACAAACUCAACUCUG